ACGAGAAGUAAAAACAAACGAGAAAGAUAUAAUAGGCCUGGGAUUCCUUGCUUGGCUGUGCAUGCGUGUUUGUUAUGUUUGCAUGGAUGUAAAUGUGCCAGUAAAUAUCAUUAGCCGGUGUACAAGAUUGGGGAAUUGAAAAACUAAUUGAGACCAACACAUAAAACAGGAUAUGCUGCUGAUAAAUCCCAGGACACAGAGACAUGUAAAACAGUCAAUGACGCUGCUCCCACAACUGCAUUGUAACCAAUCGCAAUUCAAAAGGCAUCCAACCAUGAAACCCAGGUCUAUGCUGUAAGUUGUACAUCCCAAGGUCAUCUUCUGAUGCAGUCACUACAGUACAAUUCAAGUGAAAAGAAAUGAUGUUGACAAUUCAGUAAACAGUAGUGUCUCCAACAAUUGUUAUGCAUACUCCAAGUGAUCAAGUUUGAAGUAACAAAUCCUGCUUCUGUCAAUAGCUUUAAAAAUUCACGCGUGAGCAUUGCUUUACUCAGUGUUGCUGACACUGCUGCUGAUUCAAUUUCUAAUUCCUUUCCAAAAUGGCAAGAAACAUCAAUUUUAGUAGCAACCUCCAUAUGAUUAUCAAAAAUGCUCCGAGUAAUGCUAGCCUACAAAAUGCAGCAAACCAGUGUGCUUCGAAUGCUGCAGUAUUGAAGUGUUCAAAUAUUUCAGCAAUGCCACUAAUAGGAGCUACCCGACCAGGGCCUGGCCAAUCCCUUCAUCUUAUCCCAAUGAUCAUUGAUCAUAAGCUUUACUAUUUAUCAUCAGGCGUUUGGAAAUCUACAACUGAAAUAGACAUUACAUAUAAAAAUUAUGCUAAAGUUGUUACACCUAUAUACCUGUCUGCUAAUACAAAAACAGCCAAUGAGAAUCCAAAACAGAACAAGCAAAAAAUUAUUCAACAAUCCUCCAAAAAGAUAACUGAUAAAAAAGCUUGUGUUACUGUGGUCAAUUUUCAACCUUCCAAUAGUGGUGAUGCUAACAACCUACCUGAAGAAGGCAGGUUGUUAGCCAAUGAGAAUGCAAAUCAGAACAAGCAAAAAAUGACUCAACAAGAAAAAGCUUUUGAUACUGUGGUCAAGAUUCAACCUUCCAAAAGUGAUGAUGCUAAUGAACUGCCUGAAGAAGGCAGGUCGUUAGCCAAUGAAAAUCCAAAUCAGAACAAGCAAAAAAUUAUUCUACAAUCCUCCAAGAAUGUAUUUAAUGAAAAAACUUGUGAUACUGUGGUCAAGACUAAACCUUCUGAUAGUGAUGAUGACCUACCUGAAGAAGGCAGGUCGUUUGCCAAUGAAAAUCCAAAUCAGAACAAGCAAAAAAUUACUCAACAAUCUUCUAAGAAAGUAAUUACUGGAAAAGCUUGUGAUAUUGUAGUCAAGAUUGAACCUUCUGAUAGUGAUGAAGCUAAAGACCUGCAGGAAGAAAACGGGUCUACCCAUGAGGAAUCUAGUUCCUUUGAAAAUAUCAACUUGAAAACUGAAGUCUUUUGCUUCCAAGGUUCAGAGAUCAAGAAAGAAACUCUUGAGGAGACCCUAUCUAAUUGCACAACAGAGGAAGAUGACUGUCAUACCAUAAUAGAACAUGUUGACGAUGAUACUGAACAAAAUGAAAGCAUAGUUAAAUCUGGUCAAAAAAGAAAAGUUCAGCCAGAAAUGCCAAUAGAGGAGCCUGAAUACACAUGUGAUUCUAUUAAGAGCAAAUUGAGAGGUUUCAUGUGUAAAAAAAAGGUGUUUAUUUACAAAAGAAAAAGAUAUGUAUAUGAGUGGAACCAGUCCUAGUGGGGAGAAACAAUGCAUGCAUGCCAUAAAAUAAUGUAUGCAAAUUUUAAGGUUGGAAAAUGAAACUACUAGCUCAUGAGAACCAGGCACAUGGUGCAAAGUAUAAGCUACUUCAGUGUAAGCCCUACUAGCUUUUGAGAACCAGGCACAUGGUGCAAAGCAUAUGCUACUUCAGUGUAAACCCUGCAUCAAGAAGUUGAUAAUCGCCUGAAUAUGUCAGGGUGAACAACUUCCGUUUCAAUGUCAAGUCUGCCUGGCGAAAUUCCUAAACGAGAGCUUUUUGUGAAACACAUGGAAUAGACCGAAUCAGCGGCUCAGUGGUUUUAGUGGGUAUUAGGGUUUGUUUACAUCUAUGGAGAUCGCGAAACGACAGUGCAUUGAAUAUGGCUUCGCUUUGUUGUUGACGAAAAGUCACAUCAUAUAUGUUGCAAAUGUUGGUUGGAAUGCGAGUUAUAAUUUGGUAAAUCAUUUAAAAGAGUUCCAAAAUAUAACUUGUCGGUUUGGUUUGGUAAGGCUCCAAUGGAUAGUGGGAAUAAAGCCUGGAAUCUUUCCAUUUGUUGCAAGAGUAUUAUUUUACAGUUAUAUUAAAUUUACAAAAAUUAAAUCAUAGGAUGUUUGUAGUUACUGCCAAGGAUAUUAUGAUCAUCAUAUGACAUAAAUAUUAUUAUUACAUACUGGCAUUAGGAUAUACCAUACCAACCAGGCCUAUUAUCACCAGCCUGUUUCCUAGACCAAGUUUGGUUGAGCAAUUAGUACCAUUAUUUUCUACUUUAUUACCUACUCGACUACAGAGAUAUAUAUAGUUGAGGCAUAACAACUCCCUCCCUGCUCCGGGCCCUGGUCAAGGCUUAACACUCUCAGUGCACCCUAGGCCUAUAAUAGGCCUACCUGUAUGUAGUCUACCGUACACUAGCAGCAUUCCAGAGCCUAAAUAAAAGUACUUAUAAAUCACUAUUUAAAAAAAAAAAACACAUAGGUCUACUGCCUUACUUUACUUUGGGUGGCUGUCUAAAAAAAAUAAUAACCCCAAUAUACUGUGUUCAGUGAGCGCACUGUGGUUUACGAUGUGGAUGUUUACAUUUAGGACCCACUAUGUCACGUAACCAGUAAUAGUCCGAGUUUACCAUGUGCAAUUUUUUUUAAGAAUAAGAGCCUCUCAAUAAUAUUUUUAAAUUUUUAAAGGAGUGUUGAUUUCAAUUUAACGGUGUAUUCAAGGAAUCCCCAGCUGGCCCAACUCCAUAAUUUUUCAAACUUACAAAAAGGAAUGGUAAAAUGGAAAUUAUCAACAUUUAUGUCUCAGAGUGCCAUUUCCAGCCAUCUAGAGGUGCUAUAAUCAUAAAAUUUCUUACCUCAGCCCCAACCAUGGUAGGGCAGAGGUGGUCUUCACCCUCCACCUAUGAAAAUCUCUCCCUGGCCCGCAUUUUGAAUUCCCUGAUCCACCACUGCAAUUGUUAAUUCUAUGUGCCACCAAUUUUCUUGAUUAGUAUAGAAUAGCUGCUGAGACCAAAUAUGCCCCUCUUAAAAUAGUUAUGAAUCUAAUUAUCAUUAGUAUUUAUUACUAGCCUAGGCCUUUAGGAUUUGAGGGUAAAAGAAACACUUUUUACGAUGAAUUUUCUGAAAAAUUAGGGAAUUCCCCUAUCACAUCAGGGGCCCGGCAAUUAAUCUUGCAUUGGGACCCUUUUGCACUUACUAACGCCGCUGUUUUAAGAUCAUGUAACUUAAUAAAUGUGCUGCUAGUAGAAUAGUUCCAUCCAAAUGUUGUUUUACAUGUUGAUGCAUUUAAUUUUAUAAUUAUAUACCUUUAUAUUUUGAUGUAUUUUAAGUACUGUACAUAUUGCUCCAACAUGAGCACAAUAUAGUUUAGCAGAUUGCCUUAUAUUUUUUUAUGAUCUAUGUUGAUUGGAUUACUGCACUCAACCAACAUUUUAAUAUUGUUUACUUGAAAUUCAAAAUUAAUUACAAUAUAAACAAUAUGAUUGUGAUGUAGAUUUUUAACGGAUUAAUUACAGACCAAUUAUCUGUAAUUAUUCUACGUCACAAUCACUUUGUUUAAUUUAUAUUGUAUAGUCUUGUAUCAGCCAAAAAUCAAUAUGUACUCAUUAUAUAUGAAGGACUACAUCAAUUAAAUAUAGUUACAGUGUA
Molecule: messenger RNA, 3917 nt
Organism: Anneissia japonica
Lineage: Eukaryota; Metazoa; Echinodermata; Crinoidea; Comatulida; Comatulidae
Exons: 3
Coding region: 540-1775 (411 amino acids)
Source: RefSeq, a predicted model, not a curated record